AUGUCUACCCAAGUCUCGCAAGAAGUUGUACCCAAGACUCCUCAAGCUCGUGAUAAUGAGAUUAUUCGCCGGACAGCCAAUUAUCAUCCAAGCAUUUGGGGUGAUCAAUUCAUUUCCCAUCUCCCCAAAGACAAGGUGCAUGAAGCCAUUGAAUUGCAAGAAAUUGAAAAGCUGAGGGAACAAUUUAAGAGGGAACUCGUGGCUAGUAAUUCAUCACAAAAGCUGGAUCUUAUAGAUGCAAUCCAGCGCCUAGGUGUGGCUUACCACUUUGAAACAGAGAUAGAAGAAGAACUACAGCAUAUCUACAAUAACCGUAUUGAUAUGGAAGAUGAUGACCUUUACAACACUGCUCUUGGUUUUCGACUACUAAGACAACAUGGCUACAACGUUUCAUGUGAUAUAUUCAACAAGUUCAAAGAUGACAAAGGUUAUUUCAAGCAAUCCAAUGAUGUUCGAGGCAUCCUAGGUCUCUAUGAAGCAGCACAUCUAGCGGUGCAUGGAGAAGAUAUUCUUGAUGAGGCCCUAGCUUUCACAACCAUCCACCUCAAGUCCAUGGCAACCAGUCCAAACUGUCCACUAACAGCAAAAGUUUCUCAUGCCCUAAAGCAGCCCAUCAGAAGGGGCGUUCCAAGACUGGAGAGCAGGCGCUACAUUUCUAUCUAUCAGGACGAGCCGUCAUGUAACAAAACUUUACUAAGGCUUGCAAAGUUGAAUUUCAAUCUCGUGCAAGAAUUACAUAAAGAAGAGCUUUCAGAAAUUACAAGGUGGUGGAAGGGUUUGGACUUUGCUAGAAGGCUUCCUUUUGCAAGGGACAGGGUGGUCGAGUGUUUCUUUUGGAUAGUAGGUGUAUAUUUUGAGCCUCAGUACUCCCUCGCGAGGAAAAUACUUACCAAAGUAAUAGCCAUGACAUCGAUUAUUGAUGACAUCUAUGAUGUUUAUGGCACCCUUGAAGAGCUGGAACUUUUCGCAGAAGCAAUUGACAGGUGGGACACUAAAAGCAUGCACCAGCUUCCAGAUUACAUGAAAAUAUGUUAUGAGGCACUAUUAAAUGUUUAUAGUGAAAUUGAGGAAAAAGUGGCGAAGGAGGGAUGGUCCUACAGAGUCCACUUUGGAAAAGAAGCAAUGAAAGUUCUAGUCCGGGCCUACUUUAACGAAGCCAAAUGGUUCCAUGAAAAUCAUGUCCCAACGAUGGAAGAAUAUAUGAAGGUGGCUCUAGUAACGACUGGUUAUUCCAUGCUCACAACCGUGUCCUUCAUUGGCAUGGACGACAUGGUGACCGAGCAAGCAUUUGACUGGUUGUUCAAUCGCCCUAAAAUUGUUAGAGCCUCAGAAACAAUUUGCAGACUCGUAGAUGAUGUAAGAUCACACAAGUUUGAACAAGAGAGAGGACAUGCUGCCUCUGGAGUUGAAUGUUACAUAAAGCAAUAUGGUCUCUCGGAACAAGAAGUGUAUAAAGAGUUUCACAUGCAAGUCGUCGAUGCUUGGAAGGAUAUAAAUGAAGAUUGUCUCAAACCUACCGCUGUGCCGAUGCCUCUGAUUGAACGCAUUCUCAAUCUUACGAGAGUCAUCGAUGUCAUUUACAAGGUGGAAGAUGAGUACACCCAUGUUGGAGAAGAAAUGAAAAACAAUAUUGCGUCAUUGGUUAUAGAUUCAGUGCCUAUAUAACUGCUAGGUUGCCGAUUUCCGCUUGCUUGCGAUUACAAUGGAAACAAAUGCCGGCCCAUUAUAGCCCCCAUGCUACUGAGGAGCAAAGGAGACUUUCUAAUAGAAUAAGGAGGCUUAUUUUUUUUAUUUUGUAUUUUUUUCUAUUUUACUUUGAUAUACAGCUGGUGUGUUGUCGCAUGUAAUCAAAAAUAAAACCUAUACUGUUUAAUAAAAAUAUAAUAAUGCGAGUAUUUAUUAUUUCCAUAAA
Populus nigra (black poplar) is the source of this 1912-nucleotide messenger RNA. RefSeq names its product sesquiterpene synthase 2-like. The record is from RefSeq and is a predicted model, not a curated record. Gene Ontology annotation, molecular function: magnesium ion binding; terpene synthase activity. NCBI's taxonomy places the organism in Eukaryota, Viridiplantae, Streptophyta, Magnoliopsida, Malpighiales, Salicaceae. The transcript has 7 exons. Bases 1 to 1665 code for a protein of 554 amino acids. Gene Ontology annotation, biological process: diterpenoid biosynthetic process.